This is a messenger RNA of Epinephelus moara (kelp grouper), 1751 nucleotides long. Its product is annotated as antigen WC1.1-like. Gene Ontology annotation, cellular component: membrane. The record is from RefSeq and is a predicted model, not a curated record. The transcript is spliced from 8 exons. NCBI's taxonomy places the organism in Eukaryota, Metazoa, Chordata, Actinopteri, Perciformes, Serranidae. Bases 12 to 1751 code for a protein of 579 amino acids.
UCCACCUGAACAUGGAUCACCUGUCGGUACUGGUGCUGGUGCUGGUGCUGGUGCUGUGGAGCUCAGCAUCCGAGCCUCCCACCAUCGUCCCAGAGAUGACCUGUGCCACUGGUAAUGGUGAAAUGUACCGAGGCAGGAUUGCUGUGACUGAAUCUGGCAAAACAUGCCAGAGCUGGUCGGCUCAGACGCCUCACCAACAUGACAGAAUGCCAGAGAACUACCCCCACAAAGGCCUGGAUAACAACUAUUGUCGUAACCCUGACAAUUGGACGAUGCCCUGGUGUUACACCACUGACUCUGAAACCCGCUGGGAGCACUGCAAGGUGCCGAGAUGUGACACAGACUCUGUCAGGCUGGUGAAUGGGACCAGUCUGUGCUCAGGCAGACUGGAGGUGAAGUCUAACCAGAGGUGGUCCUCAGUGUGUGAAGCUGACUUUGACCAGCAGGAUGCAGAGGUGGUCUGUAGGGAGCUUGGCUGUGGGGCUCCUUCAGUCCUCCAGGGGGCGCUCUAUGGAGAAGUGGAGGUUCCAAUGUGGACCAAAGAGUUCCAGUGUGGAGGCCAUGAGUCUGCUCUCCUGGACUGUAGAAGCUCAGGCUCAGAUAGAAACACCUGCUCACCUGGCAAAGCUGUUGGACUCACCUGCUCAGAGCCUGUCAGGUUGGUGGGAGGAGACAGUCACUGUGCAGGAACACUGGAGGUCAAACGGGGAGAAUGGAGACCAGUGAAUGGCUAUUACUCUGACUGGACCCUGAAGACAGCAGGUGUUGUCUGCAGAGAUCUGGCCUGUGGCUCUGCUGUUUCUGUAGGAGAGAGAAAGGAGUCCUCACGCAGACCUGUGUGGAGGAUCAACUCUGACUGUGUUCACUCUGUACCUGCUCUGAGGGAGUACUCUGUCAGGCUGGUGGAUGGGACCAGUCUGUGCUCAGGCAGACUGGAGGUGAAGUCCAACCAGAGGUGGUCCUCAGUGUGUGAAGCUGACUUUGACCAGCAGGAUGCAGAGGUGGUCUGUAGGGAGCUUGGCUGUGGGGCUCCUUCAGUCCUCCAGGGGGCGCUCUAUGGAGAAGCGGAGGCUCCAAUGUGGACCAAAGAGUUCCAGUGUGGAGGCCAUGAGUCUGCUCUCCUGGACUGUAGAAGCUCAGGCUCAGAUAGAAACACCUGCUCACCUGGCAAAGCUGUUGGACUCACCUGCUCAGAGUCUGUCAGGUUGGUGGGAGGAGACAGUCACUGUGCAGGAACACUGGAGGUCAAACAUCAGGGAGAAUGGAGACCAGUGAAUGGCUAUUACUCUGACUGGACCCUGAAGACAGCAGGUGUUGUCUGCAGAGAUCUGGACUGUGGCUCUGCUGUUUCUGUAGGAGAGAGAAAGGAGUCCUCAGACAGACCUGUGUGGGGGAUCGACUCUGACUGUGUUCACUCUGGAUCUGCUCUGAGGGAGGCCAGCCCUGCGGGGGAAGGGGGGCGGUAUGGCACCCCAAGCCCGCAGGAGCGCCCAGACCCCAAGACCAGGGAGCCGCAGAGGCCGCAGGACACCACGCAGGCCCAAGGACCCGGGGCGGCAAUGGCCGGCACCCCCAGAGACCCAGAGACACACCCCAGACAGGCGGGGCAGGAGGGCCCGCCCACCCACCGCCCGACACGGCCCCCCCCCCCAACCACCACCCACCCCCGACCACCCGCCCGGCCCCGCGAUCCCCCAGAGAGCCAGGGAGCAGGCCCGGAUUCAGAGUGUGCCUUCUUUUCUGUGCUGUAA